UUAAUUUAGUUGCGUUUACUAAGUGUUUAGUAUUAAUAUUAACUCUUUAAUUGAGAUUUUGUUUAUUGUUAAAUUAUCCUUUUCUUGUUAAUUAUCUUGUGCUUCAUUCUAGUUUAACUGUUAUUUUUGUUAUUGAUUCCUUAUUGAGCUGAGAAAAAUGUCCGAUGAUUUUGGAUCAGCCGGUGGUUGGGGAGAUUCUGGAAAUUCUGGCAAAAAAUCUGAUUUAACAUCUUCUGGUGCUGGUAGUUCAUGGGGAAAUGGAGUUACUAGUGGUUCAUCAGCAAAAACUAGUUCAGGUGAUAAUUGGGGAUCUGGUGAUGAUUCAUGGGGAAAUUCUGGUGGUUCAUCGAAGAAAUCUGGUGGUAAUGAUGCCGGUAGUUCUUGGGGUGCUUCUGGUGGUGCUUCUGGUGGUGACUCUUGGGGAGCUAGUGAGGUAGAAAGCUCAGACAAGCCAAAAGGCAAAGGUUGCUUCAAGUGUGGGGAGGAAGGACAUAUGUCUCGUGAGUGUCCUUCUGGAGGAGCUGGUGGUGGUAACCGAGGUAAAGGAUGUUUCAAGUGUGGUGAAGAAGGUCACAUGUCUCGUGAAUGUCCUUCUGGAGGAGGCGGUGGUGGUGACCGAGGUAAAGGAUGUUUCAAGUGUGGUGAAGAAGGUCACAUGUCUCGUGAAUGUCCAUCUGGAGGAGGCGGUGGAUCUCGAGGUAAAGGAUGUUUCAAGUGCGGAGAAGAAGGUCACAUGUCUCGUGAAUGUCCUUCUGGAGGAGGCAGUAGUGGAUCGCGGGAUUGUCCUACAGGCGUUAAUGAGGAUGGAUCGACACCUGACGCUAGACCUCCAAUUUAUGUGCCACCUGAAUUGAAUAAAGAUGACAAAUCACUUUAUGAAUCAAUUGCUACUGGAGAAAACUUUGACCGCUAUGACAGUAUCCCUUGUUCCGUAACCGGAGAUGAUAAGCCCACCGAUCCAGAAAGAUAUGAGACUUUUGAAGAAGCAUUUACUAGUACAACUAUUCGUGCCGGACUCGCAGCUACCAAAAUUUCUAAACCAAUGCCUAUCCAAAAAUAUGGUAUGAGAAUCGUAAUGGCCAAACGAGAUUUAAUGGCUUGUGCCCAAACAGGAUCGGGUAAAACUUUAGCUUUCAUGCUACCAAUUUUACAAGAUUUAUUUUCAGAUCCUGAUACUACCAGUGGAUAUGGUAGUGGUUGCCAAGAACCAAAAGCUGUGGUUGUCACACCAACUCGAGAAUUAGCAAUUCAAAUUUAUAGAGAAGCCUAUAAAUAUAGCGCUGAUAGUAUAGUUAAAGUUCAAAUAAUUUAUGGUGGAACCUCAAGCUCCCAUCAAAGAGCUAAACUAUCUGAAGGCUGUCACGUUCUUGUUGGUACUCCAGGCCGAAUUAUCGAUUUUCUAGAUAAAGGUUAUUUCUCUUUCUCUAGUUUAAAGUAUUUUGUUCUAGAUGAAGCUGAUCGAAUGAUCGAUCAAGGUUUCAUUCCUGAUAUAAGAAGAAUGGCUUCUCACCCUACAAUGCCUCCAGUUUCCAAGCGACAAACUCUUAUGUUCAGUGCUACAUUCCCUGACGAGGUUCAACGAGUUGCUGCAGAGUUUUUAAAGAAGGAUUAUCUUUUCCUUACUGUAGGAAUUCUUGGUGCUGCAAACUCUGACGUUGAACAAACAUUUUUCAAAGUUGAUAAAACCGAAAAGCGAAACAAGAUUAUUGAAGUCCUUGGAUCAAAGGAAAAUAAUGAUCGAACCAUGAUUUUUGUUGAAGCCAAAAAGACGGCAGAUUUCUUAGCAUCCUUCUUAUCACAGAAAGGAUAUAAAGCUACAAGCAUUCACGGUGACCGUUUUCAACACCAAAGAGAAGAAGCUCUUAGAGACUUGAAGUCUGGAAAAUAUCCGUUAUUAGUUGCAACUUCAGUUGCCUCCCGUGGUCUCGAUAUUCAAGGUGUUCUACAUGUUAUAAACUAUGAUCUUCCAAAAGAGAUUGACGAUUACGUUCAUCGUAUUGGACGAACUGGACGAGUUGGUAAUAAGGGUAGAUCUACAAGUUUCUAUGACCCAUCCUUCGAUCGACCUUUAGCUGAAAAAAUCGUACCAAUUAUCGAGAAAGCCAGUCAAAGUGUCCCUGAAUGGUUAAAAGAUGAAGCCGGUGGCGGUUCACCAGAUUACGAUGAUGGCUUCGGAGGAGUAGAUUUGAGAAAAUUAUCAGAUAAUUUCGCAUCUUCCACUACUGUGAACGAAGAGAAUUGGGAUUAAUCAUCUCAAAUUUAACCAACGAGAAAUGCUAUCGAUUAUCAAGUGCCUCGUUUAUCUUUUUUUUUUUCAAGGACAAUCUCAGCAAACAGUUUACAAAAUUUUCUAUGUUAAUCAUCACUUUUCCUAAAAAAGACGACCAGAGAACAAAGUUCUUUAUCCAUUUUCCAUUUUUUGUAAAACCAUUUUUCAUGAUCAAAGUUAUUUUACAAAUAACUUGAAAACAUGCUCAUUUUUUUCUUUACCAUUAUUUUGACAACUACUUAUAAUUAAUUAAACCACUGCGAGAUUUUGUUUAACAAAUAAUAAAUUUAUCUAAAAGGACCUAUAAA
Molecule: messenger RNA, 2577 nt
Organism: Panonychus citri (citrus red mite)
Lineage: Eukaryota; Metazoa; Arthropoda; Arachnida; Trombidiformes; Tetranychidae
Product: ATP-dependent RNA helicase vasa-like
Exons: 3
Coding region: 158-2248 (696 amino acids)
Biological process (GO): gamete generation; cell differentiation
Cellular component (GO): nucleus; P granule
Molecular function (GO): zinc ion binding; RNA helicase activity; ATP binding
Source: RefSeq, a predicted model, not a curated record